Molecule: messenger RNA, 2637 nt
Organism: Fimicolochytrium jonesii
Lineage: Eukaryota; Fungi; Chytridiomycota; Chytridiomycetes; Spizellomycetales; Powellomycetaceae
Exons: 3
Coding region: 110-2449 (779 amino acids)
Source: RefSeq, a predicted model, not a curated record
ACUAUCGUCAACCAGUUUUCAAUCCAGCCCGUUGGAGUAGCGAAGGUCUGAGAGGAAGGUCUGAGAGGCUCAGAAUUCAGUUCCCAGACCCCGUAGAUCACAAAACAUCAUGGAACGGAAGGUGACGAAGGUUUACGGCAAGAAGAGGCGUCCUCCUGCCUGGCCCGAAUCCCGCAUCGGUAGCCCCGGCGACGCCCAGCUGUCCGUCAAAGCCUUCCUAGAGGCGACAGGAUUGAGCACAGCAUCGCCUGCACCAAAACCACCCACAGUCAAAGUGCCGAAGAGUAUCAACCUGGGACGACGGCGUCCUCCUCGAAAGCAAGCUUCGCCGAUCAAGCAUAAGCGUGCUAUGAAAUACGACGACGAUGACGACAACCUCGCGGUGCCGGAGCUCGACCGAAGCAUCCAGUCUGAGAAAGGCACGUGUGACGAGGACCAAGCGAAGCGCUCAGCACUUGAAAUCGACAAACCAGAGCGGCGUGUAACCCGUGAUUAUGCGGCUCGCAGUAGCUCAAGAAAGAAACCAUCGCGAGAUGUUUCCUCCAAGGUGCCGGAGGUGGAUCAGAGCAUUGAGUCUGAAACGCUACCAUUCGAUGAGAUCCAAGGACAGCGCUCAUCAGUACAUGAAAUCGCCGAAGAGGAGAAGCGCCCUACCCGCGCUCCAGCGGGCCGCACUAGUUCGCGAAGACGAUCAACGGCGAAGGUAUCCUCCGAGGUUCCGGAGGUUGAUCGAAACAUCGGGUUCGAAACGUUGACCAUUGACGACAAUCGAGGAAAAGGCACAGCGCGCGACAUCGGAGAACAGGAGAAGCGCCCUAGCAAUGCUCCAGUGAUUCAUACUAGUUCGCGAAGAAAUCCAUCGGCGAGAGUAUCGCCCAAAGUUUCGGAGAUUGUUCGAAGCAUUCAGUCCGAUGAAACAAUAACUGUUGAGGAACAAGGGAAAGGCGACGAAUCUGACAACGGACGACCGGAGGAACCUCUCACCCGUGCUCAAGCGGUCCACAUUAGCUUGGCAGGAAGGAAACCACUAGGCAGAGUCUCCUCCCAGCUUCCGGAUUGGGAUCCCUUCGAACAAGCAUCACCUGGUGAGGCGAUUGCCAGGACGGAUGUGCCGAAUGAAGACUUUCUGAUCACAGAAGAUUUAUUUGAGCGCCCACCGUCUUCCCCCGUACUGCACCCAACUAGUCUGGAGGAAAGUCCCACAAUGGGGCGCAAUGAAACUGACGAAGAUACAUCGUUGACAAAGGUGGCAAAAAAGCGACGCGUGACGAUCGCUCAGCCCGUGGCGGAAGAGGAAGUUCUCACAUCAGCCGUCAAGAGACGAGCGAAGAAGUCCAUUAAGUUCUCUGCCUCGACCAUCUUACGUUCCCUGGAUCACGACGAAGAAUCCCAUGCACCCGAACGCUCACUGAGCAGGUCGCCGCAUCGUAUGGGCCGUAUGAAGAGGAAGAAUGGAUAUGAAGAACGCGAAGAGAUGGAUGAAGCCGAAUCCAUUGAAGAGAACGCGGAAACCCAUAAACAUCGGAAGAGGAGUCGCGAUAGGCCCGCUGUUCCCACAGAUGAUGAAGAGCUCAGCAAUGAAGAUCCCAUUUCCGAGCCGCCUAAGAAGCGCAGGCUUUUGCGUAAGAGGUAUGACACCGGCGAGGUCGCAACCUUGGACAAAGCCUCUUCGAUCGUAUCGGACCCCUGGCACGACGAAGAGGAGAAUGUCAACCAGAUUCGAGAAACCCUAGGAGAGGCCCUAUUACAAUCGGCCGCUGCGGAACCCAUCACCGCAUCACAGUCGGACACUGCUGCGCCCAUCGGUGAUGAUCAGGGCUGCGAUUUCAGACUUGGUCGGCGGCCCCCGCGCGCCAUGCGGAAGGGCAAGGCGAAGACCGUAGGAAAGGCGAUUCAGCGCAAGCGUAGGACAGGUCGCGUUGAUUCCACUGUUGCAUCGCGUGGCAUCGCAGGGACAAAUGGCGAGGACGUGGAAAACGAAGGUCCUGAAACGGGUCCUCAGCCUUCCGCUUCGCAAGGUGAAGAGAAGCCUAACACUCAAGCAGUGCAAACUACCCUCCUCGGGAUCGCCGAGCGGAACAAAGCAAAGUGGGACCGUGCCAUAUCCGUGCAAGACAAGCGAUAUGUUCGUCGGGAACCAGUCAAAGGCAGGACGGGCGGACCGGCCGACUCGGAUGACGAUAUCCCACCUUUGCCGCCCCCUCUUCCCUAUCUGGACUCCGAGAUUGAAGAAACCAACUCGGGCACUGUUGCGCAUCCUCGACCGAAGCGCAAGCGAAGAAGGAAGGAGCGGAGGUUGCUUCCUGAUUCGCAGGCGGCAGAUGUACUACUCUCGGAGGACCCUGCGCAACAACAUCUUGGUUUUCCGGACGAUGGCUUCCCUGUUCUGAGGUAUGACGAUCGCGUAUGCAGUGAAUCGAAACCUCCAUUUCAUACCUUGCCCUCUUAGAACUCUGCAUGGCACACUCACCAAUCAGACUUUUGAAGACCUAUUCUGUUGAUUCCUACGUCAUUGCUGUCAUUUCAUACUAUAGACUGUGGCCUUCCUAUGCAUUCCUCCUGCCAUUCAUACCAUUUUAUCAGCACGUUUCACGUUUUUCGGACUUUCCCGUAUGUCUAGCCCUGCUUCUCAUAUCA